Molecule: messenger RNA, 1975 nt
Organism: Paramacrobiotus metropolitanus
Lineage: Eukaryota; Metazoa; Tardigrada; Eutardigrada; Parachela; Macrobiotidae
Product: zinc metalloproteinase nas-7-like
Exons: 12
Coding region: 101-1780 (559 amino acids)
Biological process (GO): proteolysis
Molecular function (GO): zinc ion binding; metalloendopeptidase activity
Source: RefSeq, a predicted model, not a curated record
UGUUCAUGUUCGUCAGAGGCACACGUGUUGCGACAACACACGCACAACACGAGACCGGUGUCUGGUGAGCGGCGGCUCUCGUUUCCCACAAUUCGUUGUAAUGCAUUCCAACGGGAUACAGUUAUUGUGCCUGUGGAUGACGGUAUUGUGGAGAACUAACGGUGCAUCUAUCAUCCCGGAUUAUUAUAUUUCUAAACGGCUUUCGGUGGACGAUAUCCUGUUGGCUGAAACUCCCGAAGAAAGUGCUUCUGAGGAAUUUUUGUGGCAACCCAAUGCAGAUGAAGUGGGAGCGCACCAUGAAGGCGACAUUGUGCUGCCUGGCGGCUUCGAACGACAGGUUCGAGCGGUAACCAAUGCUGACUACCGGAAAUGGACGAAAGGAGUGGUGCCCUAUACGAUUGACCCAUAUUACAGUUUCGAGCAGAAGCAAAUGAUCUACAGCGCAAUGGAUGAAAUUCGAAAAAAGACGUGUAUCAGUUUUGUGGAGAGGACCUCGGAAGCGGAUUAUGUGCGCAUUAUGCCGGGUGAAGGUUGUUCGUCGUACGUGGGUCGGCGCGGCGGCCAGCAAGUGGUGACGCUGGACCCGUGGAGGUGCCUGACCGAGAUGGGUGUGGUCGCGCAUGAACUCCUGCACGUGCUGGGCUUCUACCACGAGCACACGCGACUGGACCGUGAUUCGUUUAUCACUAUUUUGUGGUCCAACAUGGAACCGGGUCGCGAAGUGAACUUCCACAAACGCGCCGUCGGCAGCAUCGACGACCUGGGCAAACAGUAUGACUACAAUUCGGUUAUGCACUAUUCCGCUUACGCAUUUUCGCGUGACGAACGCCGACCCACUCUGACACCGACCAGUACCAACAUCAAUUUGAAGAUGCUGGGACAGCGGCGCGAACUGAGCGGUGUGGACGCGGAGAAGAUCAACACGUAUUACGGCUGCGGCAGUGUGUACGCGCCGGCCGCCAAACGCCCGCCCAACAUGGUGAAAUACCUGAACUUUGUACGCAGUGAGGAGGAGCCGGGAGGCCGGCAACGCACCCUGCCGGCAUCCACCACCACCGCCGAGCCCCCGCCGCCCACACGCCCCACCAUCACCCUGAAGCAAGCCGGUGUGGCCAGUCUGCUCAAUCCCUGCGAUGAAUUCUUCGAUACGAAUGCCAUUAUGACUACCAACGACGGACAUGUUUAUAUAUUCAGCGCUGAACACUUCUGGGUGGUGGAUCCGCAUCGGUAUAUCUCCAAAGUGCUGUCUAUUAAGCAGUAUUAUCCGAACCUGCCCAACGAUAUCGACGCGGCCUUCACAUGGAUUAACGGCCAUACUUAUUUCUUUAAGGGCCAGUUAUACUGGAAAUACAAGGGUUUCGAAGCCCUGGACGGUUACCCACAAGAUAUCGCCAGCGGUUUCCCCGGCUUGCCAGAAACCGGCGAUCUAGACGCUGCGUUUGUCUGGACCGAGGGCCGAAUUGUCUUCAUUAAAGGUGAGGAAUACUGGGUGCUGCAUCCGCUUUCCGACUUCAAUCAGGUCCGCGGCCCGCUCCCGCUGCGCAAAGAGAUGGGCUUUCCGGGGCGGCUGCAGGCGGCGCUGGAGUGGCCGACAGUGGCUGACAGUUCAACGCAUUCAGAAGUGUAUCUGUUAGCGGAUGGACUGAUUUAUCCGCUGGAAAAGAACGUUUUCAAGAUUGCUUCCGAUAAACGGCCUCGUCGUUUGAUGGACUGGCUACGAUGCGAUUUAUACGACCGCUCCGCAUCCCAGCAAUAUAGUGACGCCAACGAAUUCUGGUGAUUUGACAGCUGCUUUUUGUUAUUAAUUUUAUAAAUUUGUUUGUCAGUGCCUUUGCGUCAAAUUUUGAGUGAUCUCCAAAGUUUUUUCCAUAACAGAUUCUUGUUGCAUUUGCUUUUCUACUUUUGCAUGUUGUUGUAGUUGAAUUUAUUUUGUUGUUGUUUUAUUUAUUUUUGUAGCAUUUGUUAAAACUGAAAU